Molecule: messenger RNA, 1803 nt
Organism: Chaetura pelagica (chimney swift)
Lineage: Eukaryota; Metazoa; Chordata; Aves; Apodiformes; Apodidae
Gene: MGRN1
Product: mahogunin ring finger 1, E3 ubiquitin protein ligase
Exons: 17
Coding region: 1-1803 (600 amino acids)
Biological process (GO): protein ubiquitination; negative regulation of G protein-coupled receptor signaling pathway; endosome to lysosome transport
Cellular component (GO): early endosome; plasma membrane; cytoplasm
Molecular function (GO): ubiquitin protein ligase activity
Source: RefSeq, a predicted model, not a curated record
AUGCCACAAGGAAACUACUUUGCAAGUCAUUUCUUUAUGGGAGGAGAGAAGUUUGACACCCCUCACCCCGAGGGCUACCUUUUUGGUGAGAACAUGGAUCUGAACUUCCUCGGGAACAGACCUGUUCAGUUUCCCUAUGUAACUCCAGCUCCACAUGAGCCUGUGAAGACACUGAGGAGUUUGGUGAAUAUCCGCAAGGACUCUCUCCGUCUUGUCAGGUAUAAAGAUGAUGUUGACAGUCCUACAGAGGAGAGUGGGAAGCAGAAGGUCCUGUACAGCCUGGAGUUCACGUUUGAUGCCGAUGCCCGUGUUGCCAUCACCAUCUACUGCCAGGCUACAGAAGAGUUUGUUGGGGGCAUGGCAGUAUACAGCACAAAGAAUCCCUCUCUGCAGUCGGAGACGGUUCAUUACAAGAGGGGGGUGAGCCAGCAGUUCUCCCUGCCUUCCUUCAAGAUUGAUUUCUCAGACUGGAAGGAUGAUGAGCUGAACUUUGACUUGGAUCGUGGGGUGUUCCCUGUGGUCAUCCGGGCGGUGGUGGAUGAAGGGGAUGUGGUGGUUGAGGUGACGGGCCAUGCCCAUGUUCUUCUGGCUGCAUUUGAAAAGCACGUUGAUGGCAGUUUCUCCGUGAAGCCCUUAAAACAGAAGCAGAUUGUUGACCGAGUGAGUUACCUGCUUCAGGAGAUCUAUGGCAUCGAGAACAAAAACAACCAAGAGACCAAGCCUUCAGAUGAUGAGAACAGUGACAACAGCAACGAGUGUGUGGUUUGCCUGUCAGACCUGAGGGACACCCUGAUCCUGCCCUGCAGGCACCUCUGCCUCUGCAACUCCUGCGCCGACACCCUGCGCUACCAGGCCAACAACUGCCCCAUCUGCAGGCUCCCCUUCCGUGCCCUGCUGCAGAUCCGGGCAGUGAGGAAGAAGCCGGGAGCUCUGUCGCCCGUGUCCUUCAGCCCCGUCCUGGCGCAGAGCGUUGACCACGACGAGCACUCUAGCUCUGACAACAUCCCUCCAGGCUACGAGCCCAUUUCCCUGCUGGAAGCACUGAAUGGCCUUCGCUCUGUUUCCCCCUCCAUCCCCUCAGCUCCUCUCUACGAUGAGAUCAACUACUCGGGGGUGGUGGAUGGGAUCCCCCCCACCAGCCGCCCCCUGGUGGGCAUGGACAGAGCCCUGGAGAGCAGCCACCAAAAGGGCAAGAGGAGCAAGUCCCCAGAUAGCACCCUGCGCUCCCCCUCGUCCCCCAUCCAUGAGGAGGAUGAAGAGAAGCUCUCUGAGGACUCCGACUCACAGCCAACCCUGGGGGGUCCUGAGCUGGUCCUGAGAGAGACCAGCCCUCCAGAGAGUGUGGCUGAGGAGGAGAUCGAGGAGGCCUCGUCCCUGCAGCAGGGGGGAGCAAAAUCACCAGAUCCCCCUGGUUUCUUUGCCAAGCAGGAUGUGCCCCGUGUCUUUGGGAUGGGUCUGGGGUGCUCAAUGCAGAUGCGAUUUGACGGACUACUGGGCUUUCCCGGGGGGUUCGUGGAUCGCCGUUACUGGUCCCUGGAGGACGGUCUGAAUCGGGUGCUGGGCUUGGGUUUGGGCUGUGUGCGCCUGACGGAAGCUGACUAUCUGUGCUCGCACCUGACAGAGGGGCCACACCGUGUGGUGGCACAUUUCUACGCCAGGCAGCUGACCCUGGAGGAGCUGCACACCAUCGAGAUCAGCGCGGUGCAUUCCCGAGACCACGGGCUGGAGCACUGGCCCUGCCUGCACACCCAGGCCUGGCUGAGCCCAGAGCUCCUGCACUCAAGUCCCAGUUUCAAAAUUUGA